ACGUCUUUUAAAUAUGUUCUAUUGAAUGGUUUCUAGACUUAAAUUUCGCAUGCUCUCGGAAGGUAUUAGAACAUUGGUGUAGCAACACCUCCUUACUAGUGCACACGUACCUUACAAGGAAAAGAAAUCAAAGGAAGAUGUCUUACAAAUCUGAUCUUUUGCAUCGUGCUAUGGAAAAACAAGUGCUUAAGUUUGGCACUUUUACAUUGAAAUCUGGACGUCAAUCUCCUUAUUUCUUCAAUUCCGGAAAUUUUACUCAUGGGGCCGAUUUGAGUGCACUAGCAAACUCUUACGCAGAAACAAUUAUUUCUAUGAACAUUGAAUUUGAUGUUUUGUUUGGUCCUGCUUAUAAAGGAAUCUCUUUGGCCGCAAUAACUGCUGCCAAGUUAUACGAGAAGACCGGCAAGAGCUACGGUUUUGCAUAUAACAGAAAGGAGGCUAAAACCCAUGGAGAGGGUGGGAAUCUUGUUGGUGCGGAGAUGGAAAGACAGCGUGUUUUGCUCCUAGAUGAUGUGAUUACGGCUGGCACUGCUAUUCGCGAAGCCAUCUCCUUCUUGGAGCCCAAACACGUCCAGUUAGCUGGUAUUGUCCUUUUGUUGGAUAGACAGGAACGUGUAGACCCUGCUGUUAAUGAAAGUACGAUUGGAAAGUUGAAAGUUGAAUACAAGGUUCCUAUUUCGUCCAUUUUAACUUUGGAUGACAUUGUCGAGUUCACAAAGUCUGAACUAUCAAUCAAGGAGUCUGAUGCAAUGGACGCUUAUCGAGGAAAAUACCAAGCUAAGUAAAAGCGAAUGCAAACGAAACAGCUGAUGCUGUGUUCAACGACACUAACAACCGUAUGCAGGAGAUUGAGAAACAAAAAUUGACUCGAAUGCGCAUUUGUAUUUCUGUUUAUUUCUUGGAUUUUUGAAAAAAAAAAACAUUGUUGUUGACUAAUACCGGCAACCGCGGUGAAGAAUAACAAGUACAAUUGUGUGCAUUUAAUACUGAAACAAGAGUAUGCUAUCAAUUCACGUCGAAUGGACCUUGUGGAUGCUUGUAUUUUUACUAGACUACUUUCAAAAUUCGUUUUUGCUCUACUUAAAUAUGUAGUCACAGAAAACUCUCCUCUCGUGUUACAUUUUAUCUAAUAUGUUUUUGUGUUUAAGAAACAAAAAAGCGAAGACACAAUUGACUUGUUGGAGAAGUGAUUUUUGCUAUAAUGGUUAACAUAGAAUAACAAAAUGGAAAUAGUUUUUUAAAUAACCUCUCAGCAUGAUGAUGAGCUUGUAAUUCGUACUCUAAUGAUAAACAGAAUCUAGU
This is a messenger RNA of Schizosaccharomyces octosporus yFS286, 1302 nucleotides long. Its product is annotated as orotate phosphoribosyltransferase Ura5. The record is from RefSeq and is a predicted model, not a curated record. Gene Ontology annotation, molecular function: orotate phosphoribosyltransferase activity. The coding region runs from base 138 to 785 and encodes 215 amino acids. Gene Ontology annotation, cellular component: cytoplasm. Lineage: Eukaryota; Fungi; Ascomycota; Schizosaccharomycetes; Schizosaccharomycetales; Schizosaccharomycetaceae. Gene Ontology annotation, biological process: pyrimidine ribonucleoside biosynthetic process; 'de novo' pyrimidine nucleobase biosynthetic process; pyrimidine nucleotide biosynthetic process. The transcript has a single exon.